Molecule: messenger RNA, 870 nt
Organism: Ziziphus jujuba (common jujube)
Lineage: Eukaryota; Viridiplantae; Streptophyta; Magnoliopsida; Rosales; Rhamnaceae
Product: non-specific lipid transfer protein GPI-anchored 5
Exons: 3
Coding region: 124-630 (168 amino acids)
Biological process (GO): lipid transport
Molecular function (GO): lipid binding
Source: RefSeq, a predicted model, not a curated record
AGCCUUUGCAGCCAUCUUAAUUUCCAUAUAAAACAGAUUCCCAAGUACAUGAAAAAUUUGACCCACAAGUUCAAUCGAUUAUAGACUACUUUCGGGUACAAACUACUUCUGGGGAAAUCUAAUAUGGCUUCCAAAGUGAUCAUUAACAGUAUUGUUUUUACAAUAUUGGUCCUAAUGACCAUGCUUUGGGUUAGAUCAGUGGCUCAGCAGUCAGACUGCACCAAUGUGCUGAUUAGCAUGGCACCGUGCCUGAACUAUGUAAGUGGGAGUUCAUCAACACCAUCAUCUUCUUGCUGCUCCCAACUUGCCAAUGUUGUUCAGAAAGAGCCUCAAUGUCUUUGUGUGGCACUCAAUGGUGGUGGAGCAUCAUUGGGUAUCAAUAUCAACAAGACUCUUGCUCUUGCACUUCCUGGCGCUUGCAAUGUACGAACUCCACCAGUCAGUCGCUGCGAUGCAGCUAAUGGACCUGCAACUUCCGUUGGUUCCCCAGAAGGUUUACCAGGGAGCAAAACAGUUCCAGUGACUGGUGGAAGCUCUUCUUCCAUGGGAGUGUUCAUGAAGAUGCCACUACUACUUCAUUUUGUCCCACUUGUGGUGUUCAAUUACGUAGCAAUAUAUGCUUCUACUUAGUUCCAUCAUCAUCAUAAUCAUCAGCUUCUGAGAUUAAUUUCAUAGGGGGAUUUCUUGGGAGCUUGAUUUUACUAUGCACUACUAUUUCAAAUCAUCUUACUAUGUUUGACUUGUACCUGUUUAUCUACUCCAUCCACUGUUUGCGAGACAUAAUAUGUAAUAUGCAUGGGUUGCGUAAAAAUAAACUCAGUUUCUAUGUUCCUACUUGUUUAAUUAAUAUAUGGUCAUUAUAUGGUUUGA